Molecule: messenger RNA, 967 nt
Organism: Lasiosphaeria miniovina
Lineage: Eukaryota; Fungi; Ascomycota; Sordariomycetes; Sordariales; Lasiosphaeriaceae
Exons: 1
Coding region: 213-527 (104 amino acids)
Source: RefSeq, a predicted model, not a curated record
CCGGGGCGUGUGAGAUCAGGGAGUGUGACAUUCAUAACAUGGAGAGGGGCCGAAAAGACAUAUGACACUGGCACCAAAUACUUUUGACUACGUAUUACCGUCGCCUGUUGAGCACCUGCUUUGCAUUAUGCUGACGCUGUCCAGGCUUAUCUGUCCUAAUUAGCGCCUUGGAGUUGACUGCUUCCCCGCAAUUUCGCCCUCGACGACUUCAAAUGGCCCAAAACACCGACUUUACUGGUCCCCACCGGGAUCAUUUGAUUAGUGCCAAGGCAGCGACCCUGAUUCUGCGCGGCAUUAUCGCGGCGGGGCCACCGCCGCUCGCCGGUGUUGUGGAUGGCGAGCAAGAAGGCCAGCCAGGAGGAGACGUGGACGACCUUCCAAGGACGGAUGCCGCCGACAACCUGAGGGGGAUCCGGAGCAGGAGCGCAAACUUCCAGUCGGCAAAGCGCGAGCAAGAAGCCGACGAGACCCCGGAAGGCAGCGAAGUGCCCGUAAACCCGUCAAGCAAGAAGGCUCGAACCAAAUGAACAGGCGGGGCCCAAAUAUCGAGCCUUGCGGAAGGAUAUUCAGUUAUGGGGGAUUCAAACCUCACCCCCCGCUCUUACCCAAACGCACACAAAUCCUCGACAUAUCCAAAGACCAUGUUGCCAUUGGCAAGCCCAGAUGAGCAAUUUAGAGCGCAUAUCUACGACCCACGAGUGUUGGUACGGCGGAGAACCAGAAUGGCUCUCCCUGGAUACCUCAUGCUGAAUAUUUCGGUCGCAAAACUGCGGCAAGCAAUAUUUGAUGUGGAAUUGGCCGAGGACGGUGUCGAAGAAUGGUCUAUAGUAUCGAUCCACCGUUCGCUCAAAGAGAGCCGAUGGAACGAAAUGUGGAAUUAGAGGACAAUUAAAUCAAAGUUGCCCUUCUUGAGCGUAUGGUGCAUGUUUCCGGAAAUAAGAACAGAUGAAUUCACUUGGAAGUUUUC